UCUCUCUUGCCAGGUGUGAAUGCCCUCCUCUUUAAUGUUGUUACUAAAAAUACUGGGUAGAAACACCCAGUAUGUCAACUGCCCUUCCACACCCUUUUAGCUAGUUUUCCUUCCUCCUUACUGUUAGUUAACCCUGGCAAUGUUAGAAGCAACGCUGGGACACUGCUCACACACGUCUGUCACAGAGAUAUUGCUGGAUACAGAUUAGUCAAGAGGAAGAUUAUCAGUAAGGAUGACUAGCGCCUGUGUGAACUGCCUGAAAUCUCUGGUGACAGCUCUGCACUUCCUCUGCUGGCUAAGCAAUGCCUUUGUGGUGGCCUUUGGUGAAUUCAUGAUGAUACACUCCAGGUUUGCCUCUCUAGUCACCACCUUCUGGCCAAUCUACCCUGCCAACACUCUGGUGGUCACUGGUACCAUCGCCACCUGUGUGUGCUACUUGGGAGUGGUUGGAGGCAUGAGGGAGAGCCGCUGCAUGCUCAUAAGCUUUUAUGUCCUGCUGUCCUUCCUAAUAUCUGUGGAGCUGGCCAUGGCCUGUGUGUUUUUUGUCUACAACAGAGAGAUUGGCACCUACUUUGAGAAAGACCUGAUGUACAGCUUGGAGAUCUACAAGCUAUCAGGUCCAGGAGAAAAUCAGACACUGAAAGAUGACUUUGAUGCUGUCCAGUAUCUGUUUAAGUGCUGUGGAGUCCACGGUGUGGCUGACUGGGGGGGAAACGUUCCAAUAUCCUGUUGUACUCUGGACCCUUGUAACGUCGCUGAUCAGCCCAACUGGCAAGAGGGUUGUGUUGGGAAACUGCAGGACUGGUUUGCCAGAAACUACCUAAGCACAGCGGCAGGAGUGGUCUCCAUGUUUAUCUUACAGUUUCUUUGCAUGUCUAUCACCCUCCCUCUCUUUUGCUGCUUUGCUGUACAUGGACAGGGUUACUGAAAAAGGUCCAGAGGAACUGUACCUGCAAUUCACAGAUACUUUCCACAUGUCAAGAUGAUGCUUUUCCCUAUUUCAGCUUUUUAUUAAUCUGUUCUGAACACCGAAAAGCCUGCUGUUAUUUCCAUCUGUCAAAAAGGGAGCCAGUUGAUUAUCCCCAUUAAGGAUGUCAUAUGAGGUGACAGAUCAUUAAAUGUGAUACGGAGACAUGUAAUUGGAUAAAAAGUGAUGACAUGAUUAUGUUAGCACUAUUCUAACCCUGUAGGAUGUUAGAAUAGUGCUAAGAUAUUUUCUCCCAGUGAGUGCUGGGUGUUCACCACUUCACUGUAUGUUAGACUUGAUCUGUAUCUGUAACCUGGUGUGCUGUGGUAAUAAAGAAAUCACAGUUGUCUCA
Messenger RNA from Oreochromis aureus, 1319 nucleotides. Its product is annotated as leukocyte surface antigen CD53-like. The coding region runs from base 233 to 928 and encodes 231 amino acids. Gene Ontology annotation, cellular component: membrane. The record is from RefSeq and is a predicted model, not a curated record. The transcript is spliced from 8 exons. Lineage: Eukaryota; Metazoa; Chordata; Actinopteri; Cichliformes; Cichlidae.